UAAAGCACCAGAGACUUCUCUUCUCCUUCAACCACGGUUUUCCUACUCACUCCCUCGCCUCUCGCAGUUCAAGCCGGAGGAAAGCACAGACACCUUCGCCACCAGCCUUAGCUGCCAUCUCCUCCUCCUACAGCCUCCUUAGCGCUGCCACCUUGAGCUUGAGAUUUCCUUUUCUUUGUUUAUCAAAUUUUUGCAGCAAUGGCGACGGAUCAAAGGAAAAGGACAAUGGAUGCAUUGGAGAGAAGGUUUGCUGUUGCAAAAGCGGAAUUGGUUCAACAACAGCAAAAGAAACACAAAGUAACACACCAUGAGGGACAUAGGAAAGAAAAUAACAAUGCAUCCUCUACUUCAUUGCAUCGAGCGGAUGCACCGAAGACUCCUUCCAGUAGCUUGUCGAAGAAAGGGAGUUCUUUUUUCUUCGGCUACACUCCAUCUCAAGAUCCAGACGAAAAUGGCUUAGCAUAUUCACAGCUCCCCCAAGCUGUACACGAAAACCUGUUGACGACUGGCGUCAAGUUUGAGAGUAAAAAGGUGAGUGUGGUCGACAAGAUUUUGCACGAGCUUUUUCAGCACGGUGAUGCUUCUCAGAAGUACAUGCAGGGAUCCAGAAACAUAAAGAUUGAUAACUGGAUCCUUCUUGAUAAUUAUGUACCAAGCAAAUCUGCUGGUUCUCAGACUAGAGCUUCACAAUCCAACCCAAAGCAUUCGAGAAGGCACAUGUCUAUGAAGCAAUAUAAAAAACUUGGGAUGUUCAAUUUGCCUCAAGAUCUCCAAAAAUUUGAUGUUUAUAAGCCAAUGCAUGAGAUAUGGAAAGACUAUAUGAUGCAGCUUCUCAAGAAAACUGGGAGGAACGAGUUGCCCAAAUGUCUUCUGAGUGCAGAUCUACAUGGUGCUGCUAUUCUAGUUGCUGACUGUAAGAUAAAAUCAUUCACCGGAAUUAGUGGUAUUAUGAUUUGUGAAACUGCAGAAACAUUUGGGAUAAUCACACAAGACAACAAAUUGAAAGUUGUGCCCAAAAAGUUGUCUGUUUUUAUAUUUCAAAUUGAUUGCUGGAAGAUCACAAUGCUUGGGGACAAACUCUCCUCAAGAAACUCUGGCUUGUGAUUUACAUAUUGCUCAUUUCAUCUCAGUGAAUGGGGAUGAUGUGCACAAUGCGAAGGUCUAGGCUGAAAUCAAACUCCCUGGUCUGAAUGACAUGUUGAUGACUAGCACUUGGCCUGGCUUUGUCUAUGUGGCUCGAGGUCGGAGGAUUGAAGCCAAGGAUUUUGUGUGAGCUCAGAGCGUGAAAAAAAAAAGAUUCUGGAUCCAAGUCAACAAAGCCACGACUGGAGCCUUUUCAUCAUGUUCAUGACUGUCAGGUAUUGCAGAAAGACGGUGCAUUAUUCCUUGUGUAAAGCACUGUGAGGAUCAUAAG
Molecule: messenger RNA, 1414 nt
Organism: Populus euphratica (Euphrates poplar)
Lineage: Eukaryota; Viridiplantae; Streptophyta; Magnoliopsida; Malpighiales; Salicaceae
Gene: POP4
Product: ribonuclease P family protein
Exons: 10
Coding region: 199-1104 (301 amino acids)
Biological process (GO): rRNA processing; tRNA 5'-leader removal
Cellular component (GO): ribonuclease P complex; ribonuclease MRP complex
Molecular function (GO): ribonuclease P RNA binding
Source: RefSeq, a predicted model, not a curated record